AUAAUAAAAAUAGAAUGUGUGGUGUAUACAAAUAAACUGAAAAGAACCAAUAUCCGUAUCCACAAACCAUAUUGAUCUGGAAACUCCGUAAGAAUAUUUGGUGGGCAUAAUUUUAGAGGCAAAUUAAUAUUUAAGCAGGUGGAAGUGUUACUUAUGAAUGUUAUGAUGUACUCCACCUGAAUUAUUGUUGUUGAGUCUGAAAUUGAAUUAAUCGAUGGUGGUUCUAAGCUUUCAGGUUAUCCCGCGGCUAAGUCCACAACAACAUCGUGGUCUAAGACUAAGAGCUGGCGAUGCUAUUAUUCGGUGUGGGAUAGCUGAACCAUCAGGCGAACCUGCUCCUUUGGGACUAAAGACGCGCUACAAUGACACCAUUUUUGAGAAGGCUUUCAUCACUCUUUUCGCACGUAAGAUGGAACCAUUUGCUGAACCUCUCUUACUUAAUUCUAAACAAAACAACAACAAAAAUAAGGGUUUCUUCGAUUUUUGGGGGUACGAUUACGAGAGUUUUGUUGAUGUAUCGAAGAGAGUAAUGUUGCGUAGAUCUCGUUUGCAGCAACAGCAAGUGGUUCGUGAAGUUCUCCUCUCUAUGCUUCCUCCAGGUGCGCCUGCUCAGUUUAGGAAAUUAUUUCCCCCAACAAAAUGGGCUGCAGAGUUUAAUGCUGCAUUGACAGUGCCUUUCUUCCACUGGCUAGUUGGUCCUUCUGAGGUUGUGGAAGUGGAGAUAAAUGGGGUGAAGCAAAAGAGUGGCGUCCGUAUAAAGAAGUGCAGGUAUCUGGAGAACAGUGGCUGUGUUGGAAUGUGUGUCAACAUGUGCAAGAUUCCUACCCAAGAUUUUUUCACUAAUGAAUUUGGACUUCCAUUAACCAUGAUUCCUAAUUUUGAAGACAUGAGUUGUGAAAUGGUGUAUGGCCAAACACCACCUUCAUUUGAAGAUGAUCCAGUCUCCAAACAACCUUGCUAUGCUGAGAUAUGUUCUGUUGCAAAUCCAAGCUCUAGUGUAUGUCCUAAGCUACAAGCAUGAGCAGCAGACACUCCUUUUGUAAAACCAAGAAAACCUCAAAUAUUUUAUGUUAUAGUAGAUUUGAGGUUUUCUUGUUUUUACUUGGCUCUUGGAUCACGGGGAGCUUUUUCUUUAAAACCUUUGAGAGUUAAGACAAACCAAAUACAACCGUCAAAGAAAAAGAAAAUCAAAUAUUACAAACAGAUGAAAGAUUAUACCAUUAAGAAAAUAACAUUUAUGUCCGAA
Messenger RNA from Cicer arietinum (chickpea), 1246 nucleotides. Its product is annotated as beta-carotene isomerase D27, chloroplastic. The record is from RefSeq and is a predicted model, not a curated record. Lineage: Eukaryota; Viridiplantae; Streptophyta; Magnoliopsida; Fabales; Fabaceae. Gene Ontology annotation, molecular function: iron ion binding.